Kwoniella mangroviensis CBS 8507 is the source of this 1701-nucleotide messenger RNA. RefSeq lists its product as uncharacterized. NCBI's taxonomy places the organism in Eukaryota, Fungi, Basidiomycota, Tremellomycetes, Tremellales, Cryptococcaceae. The record is from RefSeq and is a predicted model, not a curated record. The transcript has 7 exons. The coding region runs from base 1 to 1701 and encodes 566 amino acids.
AUGCAGACCCCAACUCUACCGCCGCUUCUCAUCCUUCUUCUCACCCUCAUUCUAUCUUUUACUGGCAUCGUCGCCGCCAAAGAACUAUACAACAUCACUGUCUCUGACCAAUCACCUACCAUCUCCUACUCUCCUUCACGUUCAGGCCCAGCCGACCAGACUUGGAACGUCACCUACUCCGACUCCAAUUGGUCAGACUACGUUAAUCAAACCAUAGGUCAAGGGGUAUCCUCACAUUAUACCACUUACAUCGGAGCCAAUGCGAGUCUAGGAUGGUGGGGAUCUGCGGUGUACCUAUGGGCAGAAGCGGGUGAUAGCGAUAUUGAAGUGAAGGUAGAUGGUAAUACGACUGCGAAGAAGAUUGUUGGAGGGUGGUAUGUCGAUAAGUUACCUGAGGGUUGGCAUAGGUUGAGAGUAAGGGUGACGGGGGAUGGAGGAGUGAGAAUUACUGGAGUUACUUUCACGACUGUCAUUGGAGAGGAAGGAUCAACACCUUUUAAUUCGACUUUCCAAGCUAUCUUCGGUGAGAAUCAGAUUAACGGAGUGUUCAGUCAGUCUACGGGACAGUGGGAGACGGCUACUCAGAUUGGUGGAGCAGGCAACCAGUCGAUACAGACAUACAACCGACUAGAUACCUUCACACCAGGUUCCAAACUGAUCUUCCAACCUCCUUCCAACACAUCUUUAAUUAUUCUGUACGGAUCCGUGAAUUUCGACCACGAUCAAUUCAGCGUAUCUCUUACAUCAUCGAAUCUACCUAAUGUGGCUACCUCGGGCGAUGUUCAAGACACGACCACCACUACGACGACUAUCGGCGGUGUUCCUGCCACUCAACAAUUUUACGGUACCAGUCCAUGGGUAUCGAUGGAUCAGGUGUUGUAUUAUGCUAAUUUGGAUACGACCGCUCAGUAUACUGUCACGGUCGAGAAUCAAGGUCAGGGGAGACCCUACUGGGAUAUAUCGAAAGCUGUGUUUAUACAACCUCAAGGUGGUGACUCCAGUGGGAAUUCAUCUAAUACAGCAGCCAUAGCUGGAGGAGUGGCCGGUGGAGUGGUGGCUCUCAUCGUAAUCGCAGGCUUACUGUGGUUCUUCGUCUUCCGCAAAAAGCGAGAUCAACGUAAAAGGAAACAAGAAGCGAAUCUAUAUGAGGAUAAACCAUUCGAGAUUGAUCCGUAUACACCUCAUGGGGAAGAGAGCGUCGGUGAUGCUUAUGCGAACGCUGCCUCAGGAGGCCACACGCCAUUCGACCACACCCCUCCAUCAAGUCACCAGCGAGAUUCUACAGUCACCCCUCUCCUAAUGGGCUCGCCAGGCUCACCAGAUCCCAGAUCAUCAUAUCAAUCUAGUGGAUCGUACAAUCCUAAUCGAAAUUCACUACCGCUUUCCGCUGAUGGAUACGGAUAUUUCGCGCCUAGUUCGUCCAUACACACAAGUCAGGAGAGUGGUGGUAACGCGAUGGUACUUCAUAAUCCGGAUCAGGCUCAGAACGGAGGUGGCAGACCCAAUUCUGGUGCUCCAGGUAGUAAAGCGAGAUAUAACAACAAUAACGAAAGGAGACGACGAAGUAAUAUUAUUCAAGAAGAGGAUGCAGGAUCUGUACCUCAUCCACAACCUGUCGAGGAGGAGACUGUCAUUCCGCCCAGUUAUAAUCCAUCGUGGGCACAGAAUAGAUCGGAUAAUGGAUCAAGCACGAAUCACUGA